AUGCAUAUACUCAAUACUGAGGCGGACUUUAGGGUUUUGUCUCUGGCGAUAAACUCUCUCAGCACAGAUCAGCAGCAGCAGCAGCAGCAGCAGCAGCUAGAGAAGCAUUCUCUUUUCCCUAACUUUGGUUAUUUAUACCCAGACGGUACCGACAGAAUCCGCAAGGCCUGGAACGACCCCACACUCCGAGCAGCCCUAGAGCCGUACCCCGUAGGUGUCUCCUUUCAGCAGCAGCAGCAGCAGCAGCAACAGCAGCAGCAGCAGCAGCAACAGCAGCAGCAGCAGCAGCAACAGCAGCAGCAGCAGCAGCAACAGCAGCAGCAGCAGCAGCAACAGCAGUUGCUGCAGCAGCAAGAGCACUGUGUUUUGUAUUUUUUGUUUUUUGCUGCUGCAGCGAUAUCUGAACGUCUAUGA
Messenger RNA from Eimeria mitis, 414 nucleotides. RefSeq names its product vacuoloar ATP synthase subunit D, putative. The record is from RefSeq and is a predicted model, not a curated record. NCBI's taxonomy places the organism in Eukaryota, Apicomplexa, Conoidasida, Eucoccidiorida, Eimeriidae. The coding region runs from base 1 to 414 and encodes 137 amino acids. The transcript is spliced from 3 exons.